AUGGUAGCAAUCCUACCAAACCCUUUUGCAUUGAAAUCUAACAGCAACCACCGUUACUUAUGCUACGGAGCUGCCGGGAUUCUCCAAUUCACUGGACAGGAUCAGACUCCAUUGUUCACAACGGAGAAUGCACAAACACCCGGAUACGUGCAUAUCAAGCACAAUGCAACCGGCAAAUACUUGGUAAGGGCUCCUGAUCAAAGUGGACCAAACGAAAACACGACCGAUGAAAAUUGCACUUUGUUCGAGUCUGAGAACAUCGGACCAAAUGCCCCCACACAAGUGGUCUUCCGAUUUCGCCAUGUGCAGAGCAAGCUGUAUAUAAGGCCAACCUAUGUGCAAGGUUUAGACGGUGUCCUAUGUGCAUUGAAUGCCAACACUGACGGCAAUGGAGUAGAGGAUCUCCUUACAGCCGUCGGGCAUCGUUGA
Pyrus x bretschneideri (Chinese white pear) is the source of this 429-nucleotide messenger RNA. RefSeq lists its product as uncharacterized. NCBI's taxonomy places the organism in Eukaryota, Viridiplantae, Streptophyta, Magnoliopsida, Rosales, Rosaceae. Bases 1 to 429 code for a protein of 142 amino acids. The record is from RefSeq and is a predicted model, not a curated record. The transcript has a single exon.